This is a messenger RNA of Limulus polyphemus (Atlantic horseshoe crab), 3043 nucleotides long. Its product is annotated as cyclin-T2-like. NCBI's taxonomy places the organism in Eukaryota, Metazoa, Arthropoda, Merostomata, Xiphosura, Limulidae. Gene Ontology annotation, cellular component: nucleus; cyclin/CDK positive transcription elongation factor complex. The transcript has 7 exons. Gene Ontology annotation, molecular function: cyclin-dependent protein serine/threonine kinase activator activity. Gene Ontology annotation, biological process: regulation of transcription by RNA polymerase II; positive regulation of DNA-templated transcription, elongation. The record is from RefSeq and is a predicted model, not a curated record. The coding region runs from base 81 to 1715 and encodes 544 amino acids.
UUGAUUUAAUAAGACUUAUAUUUACAUAUAUUUAGGCAUACUUGGAACAAGCACAUGAAUUGGUUGUAAAUGAAAACAUAAUGUUACAAACAUUAGGAUUUGACAUCGCAAUUGAACAUCCACACACUUAUGUAGUCAAAUGCUGUCAGCUGGUCAGAGCAAGCAAGGAUCUUGCCCAGACAUCCUACUUCAUGGCUACCAACAGUUUGCACCUGACAACAAUGUGUCUCCAGUACAGACCAACCUUUGUUGCCUGUGUUUGUAUUCACCUAGCAUGUAAAUGGUCAAGCUGGGAGAUUCCUAAGUCUAGUGAAGGCAAGGAGUGGUUUUGGUAUGUGGACAAAAGUGUUACCUCAGAACUUCUUGAAGAACUAACAUCAGAAUUUCUAGCUAUUUUGGAUAAGUGUCCCAGCAAACUUAAAAGGAAAAUGAGUUUAGCAAAAGAACUUCUACCUGAAGAAAAGAAGACCAAAGUUGGAACUUCUCAACCUUCUUGUAAGGAAGUUAUUAAACAAAAUCAUGUUAAUAGUCAGCAGUCCUCCAAAAGUCACCAACCUAAGUUAUCCUCAUCCAAAAAACAAAUAAAAAAAUCACCAGGCCAACCUUCAGUGAAUGGAAAAGAAAAUCCAGAUCAUUCAUUCCAUCUGGAGGUUACUUCUAUCCCCACACUGUCAUCAUCACCUUCAGAAAAUAUUUCUCCAAGUAAAAAAGUUAAACCAGAGGGAAGUGUCACAAUAUCUCUUGCUGCCUAUAGAGAAAUGAAAGAAAAAAGAGACAAAGAGCGACAAACUAUCAAAGGCCAGCAAGAUGAUAUUAGAAAACAGGUAAGUGCAUCUGGAUCAGAAGAAAGAAAAGCUGGUAAACCCCAAGCACACAUUGUUAAUAAAAAGGGAUCCCAAAACAUUAAAUCAUCUGAAGAUACAAGUGAAAGCUUAGGUAAUGAAAACAGUGAGAGAAAGAAAAGUGAGAUUGUGAGUGCAUUACUUAAUGAGUUGUCAGAUGAUGAACAGAAUGGCCAACAGUCAAAUGAUUUUAUUAGAAAACCAGGGAGUUUGCCUCACCCUCGUAUGCCUAAAGACUCCCUCCAAUCAUCCACAGCAUUUAGUACAAAGCGUCAGGAUCUUGUAGAAUUAUCUCGACCACAGACCAUUAAUAGUGAUGAUUUAGUAAAAUCUUUUAAUGUGAAUUCUAAAGAGUCUUCUACAAAGUUGGUCAUUAAAUCUCAUCGUGAUCAACGUCCUGCCAAUUUAGACCAAAAAUCCACAGUAAAUACCUGUAGAAUUUCUGGGUCAAAUAAAAGUAGUAGAACUAAUAAACAUGCUAAGAUUAAAAUCUCUAAGAAACCUCAUCAGCAUUCUGUGUCCCAAGCUUCUCAGGACAAGACUCUCAGUUCAAACAGGAAAAGUCCUCACUUAGAAACAUUACCCCAGGCUUCAGCAAAUACUAAUGCUGUGUCUAGGCAGUCUGAAAAUGGUGCUAAUAGUGAUGGUUGUAAAAGUGCAAAAAUAUCUACUUCUGUAGAUCUUACUGUGAACCCAAAACACAAACAUAAACAUUCAGAGAAAGAAAAGAGUUCUAAGUCAGUGUCAGAACAUCAAAACACUUCCAUCUCAUCUCCGGGUCUUAAAAUGAAAAUUCCAAAAGAAAAAUUAAAAUUAACCCACCUAUUCAAGAUUCCAGUUCCAAAUCAAGCAUACAGCACAGAGAAGACCUAAAAAUUAAGAUUCCUAAGCUGAAAUUAGGUGUGGGAGAAAGUUCCAAAAGUUCAAUUAUACCAGCUGAAAGUAGUGGUUCUUCUGGGUCUAGUUUAAAAUUAGUUAUAUCAAAAGAAAGAAUUAAUUCAAGUACUUACAGCAAAUCAAGUUCCAAGCUUGAAAAAGAAUCCAGGAAAAGAGAACGUAGCCCAAAAGACUCAACAUUAAACAAAUCUCCGAAACAGUCAAAAUUGGAGUGUCAUGCUACAUCCAGUCAAAAAAGUGGGCAGUCCCAAGAAGCUAAUUCAGUUUCCAACAUGCAUCCCUUAGGAAAGCAAGGAUACAACCAGAAUGCUUCUGGUCAUCCAGGAGUGUCUCAUGGUCACCAUCGUAUUGAUGGAAUGGGAGGAAUGUUUCAAGGAAAGAGAAUGGCUCAACCGAGGCCUCCUCCUCCUCCUCAGUACAUGAUGAACUAUGGAACACCCCAAGGAUUUCCUUAUACACAAUAUUACCCAUAUCCUCUUCAUCUGCCCAUUCCUAUGGCCAACUAUCACCACCAAGCAUUUCCACAACUGUUUGGUAAUCCACCACCACCUCCUCCUCCACAAGAUCCACCUCUGCCAAGGGAACCUCCUCCACCAUCACCCCCACCUCCUCCUCCACCUGAGUAACGGUUAGGGUUUCAAAGAAGAUUAAGUGUCAGAAAGUUACGCCUUUCAUAAUUUACUAUAGUAAAUUUGUACAAAUAAAAUAAAAAUAACCUGUUUGGUGUGGAGUGUCAUACCUCACAGGGGCAUACAUCUUGAGCAACCUCGUUAACUGAGGUCCAAAUUUUCUUAUUGUACUUAUUGUUUUGCAUAUGUUUGAUGAAUGAUAAACUAGCGUCAUGCAUUUUUGUUUUUGAUGAAAACAAACAACUUGAAAAAAAAUUUUAAAAUUCACGUUGUGACAACCAUAACUGAUUUAAGAGUAGUUUUGAUUUGUUAGCAUUAUUUAUGCAGUACAAUACACUUUGUACGGGUAUUAUCUUAACAGAUAUUAUCUAAGCCAGAAGAAGAAAAGAUAUAAUGAUGAUUUAUAAUCAUUUAUCGUUUUAACUUACAUGUGCUUUUGUUUCCAUUAACACUAACUAAAAUUUUGUUUUAAUCAUGAUUUAGGUGUGAUUGCUAUGAUAAGUCUCAUUUUUUUUAUCGUAAGAUUACACAGAAAGACUUCAUAUUUCGUAAUGCUUACAUGUUUUGUAAAAUUAGUUUGACAAUCUGUACAGUAUCCGUUCCUUGUCUUGUACAUAACUUCAUCCUUUGUAUAAAGAAAAACAGUUUGUGUACAGAUUAAAAUGAAAGUUUAUA